GAUUUUGGGCGGGGCUUUAACCGCAGAAGCGACUCGAAGGAAAGGAGGAAAGGAAACAAGUCUGUCCUUAUCGUCCCUUUCUUGUUCUAAAUACCUUUUGCCCCGAUGGCUGCCAGUUAAAAGGGGCCAGCGAGUGCAUUUAACCGGGCUUCCCAAAAUAUGAAGUUGUGCCUGCUUUGUGAGCAGCACGAAGGGAAAUAUCACAUCGGCGAGGGCGAGGUGGCGCUCAGGCUUUGACUCCUCGAGCAUCAUGCGACGGGCCUGGCUAUUGCUGGCCGCUCUGUGGCUUCUGUCUGAGCUUUCGGUCAUCACAGUCCAGGCGGCGCCAUGCCAGACCUGCCAGAAACUUGCGGAGAGAUUCAUCAAGGGCUUGGAGAGAACGGCCAACAAGAACUUCGGGGGAGGCAACACAGCCUGGGAGGAAGACAAAUUGGCCAAGUAUGCACACAGCGAGACUCGUCUCCUGGAGAUCGUGGAUACUGCAUGCGACAAGUCCGACUUUGAAUGCAACCAACUGCUGGAGCACAUAGAGGACCAGGUGGAGACAUGGUGGUUCCACAGGCAACAGGAGGCGCCAGACCUGUUGGAGUGGCUGUGCAUAGACCAGCUGAGACUCUGCUGUCCUCCUGGACGCUUUGGACCCGACUGCAAAGAGUGUCCGUCGGGCCCCGGUGGUGUGUGUGGAGGUCUGGGUCGCUGCGAGGGCGAAGGGACUCGCUUGGGAGACGGAGAAUGCGUGUGUGAUCCCGGAUACUCGGGCCCUCUGUGUCACGACUGUGCUGACGGCUACUACAGAGACAAAAGUGGCAAUGGCAGCACUGGAACCUGUGCAGCCUGCUUCCACUCUUGUAAGAAAUGCUCGGGGCCGCAGGAUUACAAAUGUCUGGACUGCAAAGCGGGCUGGAUGCUUCACGACAACAAGUGCGUGGACAUCGACGAGUGCGGAACGGAGCUCUCUCGUUGUCCUUCCAACACUUACUGUCACAACACGGACGGCUCUUAUGACUGCAGAGGGUGCGACCAGGCAUGUGUGGGCUGCAUGGGCAGCGGUCCUGCCCGCUGUAAGAAAUGCGCGCGAGGCUACAAAUUGAAAGGAGCCAAGUGUCUUGAUGUUGAUGAAUGUAGCGAACGUGCGAUCGCAUGCCCAGGACUCAACGAGGCUUGCAUCAACGAGGUGGGCUCCUUCCACUGCGACUGCGCUGACGGCUUCAUCAGAAGAGACAGCAUCUGCGUGGAGAAUAAGGCUCCCGCCGGCCCGGAGAAGGGACUGUUUGACGACAUGACGGAUGACGAGGUUCUGGUUCUGCAGCAGAUGUUCUUCGGCGUGGUGAUCUGCGCCCUGGCGACGCUGGCCGCCAAAGGCGACAUGGUUUUUACGGCCAUUUUCAUCGGGGGCGUGGCCGCUAUGGCCGGCUACUGGCUGACGGAGAAGGGAGACUACAUGUUGGACGGAUUCCUCAAGAGCCGCUAGGCGCGCACGCGAGCGGGAACUGACAACAAGUCCCCUGAGGCUGCAAAUGCUCCUCGUACUCGUGUUGAGUUGGGAAGUCACUAGAAAGGGCUUUGGUGCAUUUUGUUUUCAUCAAUGGGAUGAUGCAGCAAAAACAAAAAGCUAUUGAAGGUGAAAUCAAAGUACGCUGCACUCAUUUGAAAGUAACUGAAAUGAUUCCCUACCUCGACAUUGUUGGGCGCAAGGGUGAUGGUGCCACGACCACUACUGAUUGUUCAAACCACUUACUGUAUCACAACCUCCACUGCAAAGUGGCUGCUGUUUUUUAUUGAUUUUUUUUCCUCUAGCCACACAACUAUCAUGUGCACUUUUGUUCAAGCUCAUCACAACUCAAGCGGCAAUGCUUUUAUGUUUGACCUUUAGUGAUCGUGCAUGCCACUGAAAUGAAAAACGCGGCACUACAUGAAUUGUAUGUAUGUAUGUAUGUAUGUAUUUAUUUAUUUAUUUAGUGUCUUUGGCAUGGAAGACAGACGCAAGAUGGCAGCGCUGCUACAGCCACUCGGACUGUGUAGAGAGAUUUCCUGAGGUAAAGCCACAAUUCUGAUGAUGCAAGA
This is a messenger RNA of Phyllopteryx taeniolatus (common seadragon), 2064 nucleotides long. RefSeq names its product protein disulfide isomerase Creld1 (gene creld1b). The coding region runs from base 251 to 1471 and encodes 406 amino acids. The transcript has 11 exons. The record is from RefSeq and is a predicted model, not a curated record. NCBI's taxonomy places the organism in Eukaryota, Metazoa, Chordata, Actinopteri, Syngnathiformes, Syngnathidae. Gene Ontology annotation, molecular function: calcium ion binding.